AUGCUCGUCCGCGACAGUGCCCCCAUCUCUGUCCCCUUUACGCGCCGGCUCAACUUGGCUAGCGGGGCUAAGCUGCCCGAGUUGGACCGCGUGAGGAUCAAGUCUCUGGCGGCUGGUUGCCCGGGAGGAGCUUCUUGCGACUCUUCGAUUCGGAGUGCCGCAGCCACAUUGUUCAGUGUCGGCGCCACCAAUGGUGCUGUAGAAUAUACCGUCGAGGUUGGCAUCGGCAAUCCGGCAACAACCUACACUCUCAUCGUCGAUACGGGUAGUUCCAACACGUGGGUUGGCGCUGAUCAGGCGUACGUCGUAACGAGCACUUCAGAGGACACAGGGGAAAGUGUCUCUGUCGAUUAUGGCUCGGGUUCCUUCUCAGGUGAGGAAUAUACUGACACCGUAACGAUUGCCUCUGGGUACUCUAUCACGGGUCAAUCCAUUGGCGUUGCAUCUACCUCCGAGGGUUUCUCGGGAGUUGACGGUAUUCUGGGUAUCGGUCCCGAAGAUCUCACCUGUGGUACUCUCAGUGACGAGGAUGCAUGCAUUCCGACGGUCACCCAGAACGCCUACUCGCAGGGUCUGAUCAGCGUUGAGGAAGUCGGCAUAUCAUUCGAGCCCACGACUUCCGCAUCGGACACGAACGGAGAACUGACCUUUGGUGGCACCGACUCGAGCAAGUAUAACGGAACUAUCACCUAUACGGCUAUCACCUCAACGACCCCCGCAGGCGACUACGUGGGUGUCACGCAGACCAUCGCGUACGGUUCGGAGAGCAUUAUGUCCUCUGCGGCUGGAAUAGUCGACACCGGUACCACCUUAGUCUACAUUCCGAGCUCCGCAUAUGACAAAUACCAGAAGGCCACUGGAGCGACCUACGACGACGAUACUGGCCUCCUCCGCAUCACGACCGCGCAAUACGACAAACUCGAUAGCGUGUACUUCGAUAUCGGUGGCACUUCAUACGAAUUCACCGCGAAUGCGCAGAUCUGGCCCCGCUCUCUGAACGAGGAUAUCGGCGGGAGCUCCGACUAUGUGUACCUCGUCAUCAAUGACCUCGGUGACGAUGCAGAGACCGGGUUCGACUUCAUCAACGGCAUGACCUUCCUCGAGCGGUAUUACUUCGUCUACAACUCUGGAAGUAAUGAGGUCGGCUUCGCACCUACCUCGUACACCUACGCUACAACGAAUUAG
Molecule: messenger RNA, 1185 nt
Organism: Postia placenta MAD-698-R-SB12
Lineage: Eukaryota; Fungi; Basidiomycota; Agaricomycetes; Polyporales; Adustoporiaceae
Exons: 11
Coding region: 1-1185 (394 amino acids)
Biological process (GO): proteolysis
Molecular function (GO): aspartic-type endopeptidase activity
Source: RefSeq, a predicted model, not a curated record